AUGGUGGUUUUCGUUGUACUCAUCGUCAUAUUCAUGUACAACACUGGCGAUGCUAGAGGAAAGGAUGACAUACUUGAUUUUGCGCCAUUAUCGGAAGAAAAAAUAGCUAAAGCAGCUGAAAGCUAUCGAGCACAGGAAAGAACCAUUCAAUCUGGUAUGCAAGGACUGAAUAAUCUUCAGCUGUUUACCGAGAAAAACUCAGAUCCUCUGCCACAGCGAAAAUUCGUCGGACUCUCCGCUGCAGAAAUGUGCGAAACAGGAAAAGCAGACUGUGUGGCCCCAUUUGCGAGAAUUCGACCGUUGAUAGUUACCGCUCCUAAUUACCAUAUGAUGUCGUGUAUAACACAGAAGAGCAUGUCUACAGUAAUGUCGGCCAUAUUUUGUUUCCUCAUUCGUGAAAAGGAGUUCAUCGAUGCUGGUCGCAGUAUUCUGCGUGAAUAUUCGGACAUAAGGCUAUGCGAAGGUCGGAACGAGUUUCAAAGUAUAAACGCUAUGCAACGUGAGUUGCACCUAAGCGAUCAGGACAUGGAUCGGUGGCGUUUCACUGUCGUCACUCGUGAACCGGUCGAUCGAUUUCUAUCGGGAUUUAUUGACAGAUGUAUAAGAGUAAGCGACUCAUGUUUUGGUUGUGGGACAAACAUGACAUGUUUUCUGGAAGAAGAGUAUAAGAGAGCUUUGGAAUAUGCAUUUGAUGAUAAGUUCAGUUUGUUGAAGCCAUCGUUAACACUCGAGGAUUUGCACAUUUUCCCACUGAACUGGCGAUGUAAUAUGGAAGAGUUCUAUGGGAAGUAUGAAUUCAUAAGAUAUUCGAAUGAUCCCGGCGGAACAUUGUUGGCGGAUUUGAAACCGUUGUUGCAAAGGCAGAAUGUUACGGAAUCCUCGAUCAACUACAUCGCUGAAUCGUUGCAAUCAGGCCGAACUGCGCAUAGUACGGUAGCGUCGGCCGCUCGAACAUAUUUUGAAAAACGAAUAAGGAGCAGCCCUUACUUGAUGGAACUGAUAGUUCGACUGUUCUAUAACGAUUACAAACUGUUUAAGUACGAUCUGCCAGACCUCGACAUGCUUCCAGUGCGGUUACCUCAGGAUUGA
Messenger RNA from Necator americanus (New World hookworm), 1089 nucleotides. RefSeq lists its product as uncharacterized. Gene Ontology annotation, biological process: positive regulation of response to oxidative stress. Gene Ontology annotation, molecular function: chondroitin 4-sulfotransferase activity. The transcript has 9 exons. Bases 1 to 1089 code for a protein of 362 amino acids. Gene Ontology annotation, cellular component: membrane. The record is from RefSeq and is a predicted model, not a curated record. Lineage: Eukaryota; Metazoa; Nematoda; Chromadorea; Rhabditida; Ancylostomatidae.